AUGAGUUUGCAGAGUAUCUGGCGUACCUCCACAGGUACGCAGCUGUGUCGCUUGCAGUCACGGUCGCUGUCAUGUAGCGCAGCUGUUAAGUCCGGCCACAACAGAUGGUCGAAGAUCAAGCACGAUAAAGGCAAGGAGGAUGCUAUCAAAAGCAGAGCGCGCACGAUGCUUUCGCAGGAGAUUAUGCUCGCGUCAAAAUUUGGUGGUCCCGAUCCCAGCCUCAAUUCUCGGCUUGCUAUAGCCAUCGCCAACGCCAAGCGCGGUCAGCUAUCCAAACCGUCCAUCGAGCAUGCGAUAGCGAAGGGCCAGGGCAAGUCCCUCAGCGGUGCUCCUCUCGAGUCGAUCACAAUUGAGGCUAUGCUCCCCGCCACUGUCGCUGCGAUCAUUGAAUGUCAAACCGAGAACAAGGCAAAAACAUUGCAGGACCUUCGCGCCGUGAUCACCCGAAAUGGCGGCACACUUACGCCUACAUCUUUUCUUUUCGACCGUAAGGGCAAAGUGUGGUUUCAAGAGCGGGAAGGCGUAGAUGCAGAAAGAGCGAUGGAUGAAGCCAUCGAGGCUGGAGCCACAGACUUCGCUAGCGAGGAUGGCAGACUGGUGAUCGAAACCGAGCCGAGUGAUGUGACUGCUGUUUCAGACAGGCUCUGUGAACGGAUGCAGUUGCAGAUCGAGCGGGCAGAUAUUGUGUUUGAUCCGAAGGAGGAGACUAUGGUCGAUCUUUCGGACGAUCAAGAAUCAGAAUUGCAACGUGUUCUGGAGCUCAUUGAGGCGGACAACUCUGUACAAAAUGUGUAUACCAACAUCAUAUAG
This is a messenger RNA of Cyphellophora europaea CBS 101466, 810 nucleotides long. RefSeq lists its product as uncharacterized. The coding region runs from base 1 to 810 and encodes 269 amino acids. Gene Ontology annotation, cellular component: mitochondrion. The record is from RefSeq and is a predicted model, not a curated record. Lineage: Eukaryota; Fungi; Ascomycota; Eurotiomycetes; Chaetothyriales; Cyphellophoraceae. The transcript has 2 exons.